Molecule: messenger RNA, 1358 nt
Organism: Brassica oleracea var. oleracea
Lineage: Eukaryota; Viridiplantae; Streptophyta; Magnoliopsida; Brassicales; Brassicaceae
Product: elongator complex protein 5
Exons: 9
Coding region: 56-1180 (374 amino acids)
Biological process (GO): tRNA wobble uridine modification
Cellular component (GO): nucleus; elongator holoenzyme complex; cytosol
Molecular function (GO): tRNA binding
Source: RefSeq, a predicted model, not a curated record
UCAUCACCUUUUGAAGUUCCAAGCUUUUCUUUGACCGGAGGAGAGCCUCUCAGCAAUGGCGGAUUCGAUUUUCAGAAAGCUAAGAGACGGAGGCGAAGAAGGCGAGCUCGCGCCAGCUCUCACCAUAGAGGAAACUGUAGUUUCACCUUUCGCCCUCGACGUCUCCUGCUAUCUCCUCGCGAAUCUAUCUUCAUCAAUCCUGGCUGGAAAAUCCAAGUCGGAAGGCCUCGUGCUGGUCACAUUCUCUCGGAGCCCUUCCUUCUAUUUGCAGUUCUUGAAGCAAAAAGGAAUCGUUGUCUCUUCAUCCUCUAAAUGGAUUCGUGUUCUGGAUUGUUACACCGAUCCACUAGGCUGGAUUGAUCAACCUUCCACUGGUGUUACUGAAGGUCCAAGUUUAGUUAAGUUAAAUAAGUGUGUUAGUGACUUGAAGAGACUUUUCUCUUCAGUCAUUGAUGCAGGGAGAGAGAUGGUUGGAGAUGGGAAGACACGUUUCUCUGUUGCCAUUGAUUCGGUGAAUGAGCUGCUAAGACAUUCAUCCAUGCCAUUAGUUUCUGGUCUUUUAACAGAUCUUCGAAGCCACGCACAAGUUUCCAGUUUGUUUUGGUCGUUGAACACUGACCUUCACCAAGAGAAGGUCACCAAUGCGCUUGAAUAUAUAUCCACCAUGAAAGCCAACUUAGAACCUUUUUGUCCAUCUCCCGAUGGGAAAAGGAAUGCUUUGGAAAACCUCUUCUUGGCUCAUCAGGAUUUCGGUAAAGGACGGUUCCAUGUCCGGUUUAAGCUUAGAAAGGGACGUGUCAGAGUAAUGUCUGAAGAGUAUCAUGUUGAUCAAACGGGCAUAAACCUUUCACCCAUUUCCUCCGCUGAAUCUGUUAUUGCAGCCACCAAAAGCCUUAUACCUAAGGUUCAUUUCAAUCUACAGUUGUCUGAGAAAGAACGUGUUGAGAAAGAAAAAGUUGUCCUUCCCUUUGAGCACCAAGAUCAUGGAAAAUCGACAGAGAUCUAUGAUGGGCGGAGAACUCUUGCGGAUGGCAAGACCGAGGCAACGCCAUUGUCUUCAGGAGAGUUGCAGGCCGAUGUGGUUUCAUCUGGUAAGGGUGGAGAGAUUAUAUAUUUCAGAGAUUCAGACGAUGAGCAUCCAGAUUCUGAUGAGGACCCUGAUGAUGAUUUGGACAUUUAAUUGCUCUUGUAAGAACCAGAGAGUGUGUUUUGGUUUUUGUAAGUUACUUUGGAUUAUAAUCGCUGGGAUCUUAAUUGUUUAGAUUUAUCCAACUUUGUAUACUAGAUAGCAGAUUUGUAACACUUGAAGGAUUUUUUUCAUUGUGUUAUUGUUGCAUUAUCAACACAAAUUUAGUUUA